Aegilops tauschii subsp. strangulata is the source of this 846-nucleotide messenger RNA. The record is from RefSeq and is a predicted model, not a curated record. NCBI's taxonomy places the organism in Eukaryota, Viridiplantae, Streptophyta, Magnoliopsida, Poales, Poaceae.
AUGAGUGAGGUGACAGAAGUUGAGGGGGAAAAGAAUGUCCAAGAUACUGCUAGUGCAGAUGAUAAGAAGGAUAUGUUCAUGCAGAUAAUACAAAUGACUUUUACGUCUCACGAGGCUGCGUAUGAUUUCUACAACAGCUAUGCUAGAGAUAAUGGUUUCAGCAUUAGAAAGAAUAGGCUCAGACAAGGAAAACGUGACAGCAGGUUGCUAACCGAGGAAGGACACAGCCGUAGGCUCAGAUCCGAGACACGCUGCCACUGCGAAGCGCACCUGACCGUGAAGCUUGACCAAAAGCGUGGGGUUUUGUAUGUUGAUAGUUUUGAGCACAAGCAUAGCCAUAUCUUGGCAGGACCGGACGAGGUACCUUUUCUUUGGUCCCACAGAAAAAUCAAAGAGUACCAGAGAGCUGAGAUACUGUCCAUGGGAGCUGCAGGGAUUAGAAUUCACAACAUGAUGGAUACCUUCAUCAGCAAACAUGUAUGGUAUGGCGGUGUUGGUUUUACCAGGCGUGAAAUAUACAACCUUUGCGCGAGGGAGAAGAGGAAGAUGCUUUCAAAAGGUGAUGCUGCCACAGUCAUAGGCAUCAUGGUCAGUAGGAAACAGAGGGAUCCUAGCUUCUUUUUCAAGUACAAGCUAGACAAGGAAGGACAUAUGAAUAGGAUGUUCUGGUGUGACUCCCAGUCUCGUCAUGACUAUGAGGACUUCGGCGACGUGCUUGUAUUUGACAGCACGUACAAGAUGAACCGGUAUGACGGUGAAAUGACCCUGGUGGAUAUGAUUUUGCACUAUGAGAACGCCGUUGUACGUAUCCGUGAGAAUGAGGCACGAGAUGAUUGCACGGCCUAA